GACCACUCUGACGAUAUGAAGGCGGGCUAGUCCGACUGACUACCACGCUAACUGACUCCCCUAAGCAACAAGAAGAAAGUAAUAUAAGGAUCCAUCCAUCCCCCUCCCUCCACCACCAACAAGAACUACAAACUGUACCACCAAGCACCAAACCACACCAAACCCCAGGAUUCACAGCACACGCACCGCACCACAAACCACCCCUUCGACCUAUCUCACCAAGCCACAAAGAAACAAAAUGCCAACCCCACCCCUCCAAAUCCACCCCGUCACCGAACCCGACCUCCCAGCCCUAACCCGCAUCUUCUACGCGGGGUUCACCACAGUCAUCGACCGCCAGAUGUUCCCCGACACGCCCGGUCUCUGCGCCUGGUGGGCCGCCGCCAACCGCCACGAUCUGCGGCAGAAACCCGGGGUGCAGUUUUUGAAGGUCGUCGAUCCGGGUCUUCGCAGUGGCAACAGCGACAGCCUUGCCCCGGACGCGGACGUCAACGGGAGUGGCGGGGACGACGGCGGGGUCAUCGCCUACGGGAAAUGGGAUCUCGACCCGGGCCACCGCGGUGCCCGGUUCCCGGAAUGGCAUGCGGAUUCGGAUGGGGCCGUGUGUGAGCGGUUCUUUGGCGGGUGUGAGGUGAUUCGGAAGGAGGUGAUGCGGGGGAGGGGGCAUUAUUACCUCGAUAUGUUGGUCACGCACCCGCAGCACCGGAGGCGCGGGGCGGCGACGAUGUUGGUCCGCUGGGGCUGUGAGCGGGCGGAUCGCACGGGGAUGCCCGUGUAUAUCGAUUCGACGCGCGCCGGGGUGCCGGUGUAUGAGCAGUUGGGGUUUGUGGUGGUGCGUGAGGAUGCGGAGGCCGAGUUGUUUAGUAUGGUGAGGGAGCCGAGGGGUUCCUCCUCUUCUGGGGUUCAUGAAGGAUGAAAGAUGGGAAAUGAAUGUCUGGUUAUGGGUGUUGAGGGUCAGACUCGGUUCUAUUCUGGGGGUUUUCGGGUCAGAUAGAGAGGCGGGUUGGAUUUCCUGGUGCAGGCUAUUCAGAUCGAUCAUUCCUGAAUGGUUAUGCG
Messenger RNA from Aspergillus japonicus CBS 114.51, 1056 nucleotides. Its product is annotated as GNAT family N-acetyltransferase. Gene Ontology annotation, molecular function: acyltransferase activity, transferring groups other than amino-acyl groups. Bases 239 to 916 code for a protein of 225 amino acids. The record is from RefSeq and is a predicted model, not a curated record. Lineage: Eukaryota; Fungi; Ascomycota; Eurotiomycetes; Eurotiales; Aspergillaceae. The transcript is spliced from 3 exons.